AUGAGUAGCACAACAAAGCAUAAGAAGUUUGGCGAGGAUGAAGAAAAUGUAGAACUACCCCCAGUGGUAGAGAAGAAGGCGAUAAUUACCAGCGACCAUGACAGUGACAGUGAUGACGAUGAUGCACCAGAGGAAGAGGGUACUUCCAACGCAAAGGAAUCUGUAGAGAGUGAAAUAAAGAAGAGGGAAGAAGCCUUAAAGUUGGAACAGCAACUGGCAAAGGAAAAAAGAAGGAAACAAGAUACAAAAUUCAAAGAACAACAACAUGAGAAGAAACUAAGAGAAAAGGAAGAAGAAGAAGAAAGACAAAGAUUACAGCAGCAACAUCAAGAAGAAAAUCUCGAGGAAUUACCUCAAGACUUCUUUUCAAAGUUAGAAAAUUCCGAAGCCAUUUCUCAAGUCUCGAAAACCUUACCCACGCGUAUUAAUUUCAAUGAAAUAGACGGCAAUGAUUAUCUUCCUGAAGUGAAGAAGGAGCUUGCUAAAAAGAGGAAGAAUACUUUGAAAAAACUUAGAGCUACAACUCUCAACAAAGGACCUGUAAGCGUUUCUCUCCUGCCAUCAUCAACAUCAUCUAGAGUAAUGGCCCCAAAAAGAGAAAACGGAAUCAUGAAAUCGAAGGAUAAAUGGUUGAAAAGAAGAUCAAUUAAUAGAAAAUAG
Molecule: messenger RNA, 660 nt
Organism: Naumovozyma castellii
Lineage: Eukaryota; Fungi; Ascomycota; Saccharomycetes; Saccharomycetales; Saccharomycetaceae
Gene: BUD21
Product: Bud21p
Exons: 1
Coding region: 1-660 (219 amino acids)
Source: RefSeq, a predicted model, not a curated record